This is a messenger RNA of Rosa chinensis, 2473 nucleotides long. RefSeq lists its product as uncharacterized. The record is from RefSeq and is a predicted model, not a curated record. Bases 736 to 1923 code for a protein of 395 amino acids. The transcript has 2 exons. NCBI's taxonomy places the organism in Eukaryota, Viridiplantae, Streptophyta, Magnoliopsida, Rosales, Rosaceae.
GAGACCACAGCUCCAUACUCUCCCCUCAUCAUAGUUCACGAAAUCCCCACUCCAAGGAGAAGCCGUAGCCACCAUCUUCCAUCAUCCUGUCGUGCUCUUGCUUUGAAGACGCCUCAAGCUUUCUUGGAGAAUAUUCAAAGGUAAUUUUGUGCGCUUAAUUCAGGCGUACCAAUUUUUGGCGCCGUUGCCGGGGAUUGAAAAAUCCCUAGCAAGUUGCAUUAAUUAUUAUUUUUUAAUUAUUUUUGUAUAGUGCUUUUAAAACGUGUAAAAUAUUAACUUUGAGUUCUAGUUUAAUUUUAAGUGUGAAUCAUAACGGAAUAGGUGAAGGGUUCUUUUGUUAAUUCUUGUCUUAACCCCCAUUGUUCAGCUAGAUUCAUCUUAGUAAGAUACGGUGUCUAGGCUGAUUGGAUACGAGAAGUGCUAGCAAAGGGUCUCGUCCCCUGCUAAACAAGUGAGCUGAGCUCCGCCAAAAUCGUUCCUCUACUACCUGGCCGUGUCCCAAUAAGAGUUAUCGAAUGCUUUGGGUUGAGGGCGACAAUUAUUAACAUUUGAAACAUCUUGGGCCGCAUGUCCAAACCUUGAUUCAAACUUAAUCUCAAACUUUUUCUCUUCACAUAAACCAACGUGUAAUCUAACUUAAGAUAGUGCUUUUCUUGAAAUUCAUUGUCUUGUUACACUUGUUUUUCAUUCCAUUACUUCUUACUAACUUCAAUUUUUGUUUUGUCUCUCAAUGUAAUGCUGCAUCAAUCUUACAAGGUGUGUUCCAUAUGCUCCAUGGUUGGUCAUUCAGCAGAGACAUGUACAAGCAUCCGGUAUGGAGGAUACUAUGGUCAAAAUACCAUGCUUGGAGGAUUUCAAGACAACCAAGGGCAUUGGAAUAAUUACUAUUCACCUCCAUACAGUCCAGCAUGGGAUAACUCUCCAUAUUCUUCAUGGAACAACAAUCCAAAUAUGCAGCAAGGAUCUUUCAAUGCGUUUGAUGCUUCCCUAUGUUCAUACCAUGAUUAUAGGCCACAAGCACCUCCACCUCAAAACUCAGGUAUGGCUAAUAAUUAUGAUGAGAUGAUUAAGGCUCUAAAUGCUGCAACUCAAGCUAUGAUUCAGGAACAGCAAGCUUUGGAUGCUUCCAUACAGCAAGCUCGUGAGAAUGGUGAUGAUUGGGCAGAAACUCAAAGGCGUUGGGAGACCUUUAUAUCUCAAGAGCAACCUUCUACACUGAUGGUAACUUUAGAGGAGUUCCCAACAACUACGGCUUUGGAUCAGCCUCAAGAUGAGUUCAAUGAUUCAAGCUAUGUUGAGGAUGAAAUAAGGGAUUUGGAUGAGUCUUAUGAAGAGCAACGCAAUGUUGAGACAUGUGAGGACUACGAACUAUGUUGCAUAACCGAGCUUGAAAAAUGGGAAAUGGAAGAUCCCUUUGAUGAUGAUGAAGAUGAAUCCUAUCAAGGAGGAAGUAAGGAUGAGCUUCAUGCAAAUGUGUCCCAAGUGCCUGAAACAAUCAUGUUACCUUAUGAAGAUCCAAAAUCUUACGAGACCAUAAUGGAGGAUUGCUUAAAAGAGGAGUCCAUCAAGGCUUCUACAUUUGGACCUUUAUUGCUAGCACAUGGAAGACCACAUGAUUCUUCAGCGCCUCAUUCAAGCUCUACACAUGUUCUCCCCAUCCAAGCAACGUUUGAGUUUGUUGAUCAUGCGGAGAUGGUGAUAUGUGAGCACCUCAAAUCUGAUAAGGAGGUCAUUCUUGCUGUGAUUGUUAAACUUAAGAAAAGAUGGAGACAACGGAAGAGGAGAAAGGAAAAGAGGAGCAUCAAAUCUCAUUUUUCCAUUGCUCCCAAGUUACCUAAGUUACUUGCAAGGGACCAUGCAAUAUCUUUGAAGAAGCUUAAGCAUCUAAUCGAACCGCGGCCUAAACCUCCUGAUUACACUUAAUUGGCAGUACACGUCAGGCUGAAAAGACGUUAAAUCAAGCGCUCGUUGGGAGGCAACCCAAACUUUUUCAUUUUUAAUCUUAUUUUUGUUAGUUCGUUUUAAUGUGUUUUGUGAGUGUGCAGGUGUAAACAUUAAGAAAGGCGAGGAAAUCUACACUUUGCAAUAGAGUGCCGGCUAUGCAAGCAGUCAACUUGGGCUUGCUGCAGUUUGUAGCCAAGAUGGAACCAGCAGACGUACUCAUCACUUCUUUUGGAGUCCAUAUUGCACGGAGCUUACGUUUUGGAAGUCAAGGCCUUGUGCCUUGAAGUUGGUGUUUAACUUCAGUCUUCUCCAAAGGUCGUGAGCAUUGGGAGGUCUUCAAGGGGGAGCUUUUCUAUAACCUUUCUUAUCUUUCUACUUGCCUUCUUUUGGAUUUUCCUUCUCUAUGCUUUUCUUGUGCAUUGUGAGUUAUAUUGUCAUACAUUGAGGACAAUGUCUAAUUUAAGUGUGGGGGAGGGAAAUACAAAUUUGUCAAUUUGUUUUUGAGUCAUAUAUUUAAAAAAAAAAAAAA